Molecule: messenger RNA, 372 nt
Organism: Besnoitia besnoiti
Lineage: Eukaryota; Apicomplexa; Conoidasida; Eucoccidiorida; Sarcocystidae
Exons: 6
Coding region: 1-372 (123 amino acids)
Cellular component (GO): nucleus; cytosol
Molecular function (GO): DNA binding
Source: RefSeq, a predicted model, not a curated record
AUGCAGCCCGACGGAUUCCCCGGCGCCGCCCGCGGCGGCUUCGAGGGCGACGCGGAGGGCGCCAAGGCAAAAGCAGAAGCUCAGGAGGCGAUGAGGCAGCAAAUGGAGGAGCAGAAGCGAAUCAUGCUACGAGCUCUCUUGACGCCUGAGGCACAGGAACGCUUGCAUCGCAUUCAACUGGUUAAGGCAGAUAAGGCACGCGAAGUCGAGGCUCUCAUUCUGCAGAGUGCCCAGCGGGGAAGGAUCGCGGACAAAGUGGACGAGGCGACACUGAUCGAGCUGCUGCAGCAGACCAGCGCGGCGGCUGCAGCGAAGAAUCAGCCUAAGAUCACGAUGAGGAGGCGCUUCAGCGACGACGACGAUGAUUUCUGA